Messenger RNA from Struthio camelus australis, 249 nucleotides. Lineage: Eukaryota; Metazoa; Chordata; Aves; Struthioniformes; Struthionidae. The record is from RefSeq and is a predicted model, not a curated record.
AGAGGCAAGGGCGGGAAGGGGCUCGGCAAGGGGGGCGCCAAGCGCCACCGCAAGGUGCUGCGCGACAACAUCCAGGGCAUCACCAAGCCGGCCAUCCGCCGCCUGGCGCGGCGCGGCGGCGUCAAGCGCAUCUCGGGGCUCAUCUACGAGGAGACGCGCGGCGUGCUCAAGGUCUUCCUGGAGAACGUCAUCCGCGACGCCGUCACCUACACGGAGCACGCCAAGCGCAAGACGGUCACGGCCAUGGAC